AUGGAUUCUCCAUUCAGAUGCUUUCUGCUGGGCUACACCCUCUGCAUCUUCUUCUUCCUGCUCACUCUGUUCGCCGGAGUUUCCUCCCAACCUCUCUCUUAUUACUGUCCCAACACCACAACUUAUACUCCUAACAGCACAUAUCAAGCCAAUCUUAAUUCUCUUCUCUCCACCCUUUCUUCCAAUGGCACCCGCGAAAAUGGUUUCUACAGUUUCACCGCCGGCGGUGGACGCGACAACUCCAGGGACACCGCGUACGGCCUGUUCAUGUGCCGGGGUGAUGUCUCCACCUCCGACUGCGGGGCCUGUGUAAGAAAUGCCAUCAGAGAGAUACUGCAGCUAUGCCCCAACGAAAGGGCUGCUGUUGUCUGGUACGAUUUCUGUAUGUUGCGUUACUCCAACAGUUCUAUGUUCGGGAGAGCCGACCAGUCGCCCUUGUUGAAUUCUUAUAAUACACAGAACGAUUCUCAGCUGGCUAGGUUCAUGGAUGCUGUCGGAAACACGUUGAAUCAGAUGGCCACUCGAGCCGCCGGCGGUCGAUCCGGCAAGAAAUUUGCGACUCAAGAAGCUAACUUCACUGCGUUUGAGAGAAUCUACAGUCUUGGGCAGUGCACGCCGGAUCUUUCUGAAUUGGAUUGUCAGAGUUGCUUGGGAGCUGCAAUCCAACGACUGCCCGGUUGUUGUUAUUCGGCACUGGGUGCGAGAACUCUCUUCCCGAGCUGUAAUGUUAGAGAUGAAUAUACUAAGCGAAUGGAAAUGACGAAAAUGCCCAGGGCAAAUCGGAGGUCUAGCCGGAGACAUGACGGAAAACGGCUUGAGGGACUUAUUUGA
Molecule: messenger RNA, 831 nt
Organism: Ipomoea nil (Japanese morning glory)
Lineage: Eukaryota; Viridiplantae; Streptophyta; Magnoliopsida; Solanales; Convolvulaceae
Product: cysteine-rich receptor-like protein kinase 25
Exons: 1
Coding region: 1-831 (276 amino acids)
Source: RefSeq, a predicted model, not a curated record